AUGGCGGUCGAACAAGGUGUUUACCCACUGGGUCGUUGCAAAACCAUACAUUUGGUGAGGCAUGGUGAAGGGACUCACAAUGCAGCAGCAGACGAAGUGCCAAACCGUGAGGAUGUACCUGCCGUCUUUUUUUUGGAAGAUUACUUUGAUGCAGAGCUUACAGAUGAUGGAUGGAGUCAGGUUGAUCAACGACGCAUGAGUGUUAGGGAAGACGGGAUCUUUGGUGGAGUUGAGUUGGUCGUUGUGUCGCCUCUGCUCAGGACUUUGCAAACUGCAGUAGGAAUAUUUGGUGGGGAAGGUGAUGUUGGUGAAAGUCCUCCACUUAUGAUUGAGGGAGCUGGAAACAGCAACCGUCCUGCAAUUUCAAACUUAAAUUGCAAACCGUUCGUUGCUCAUGAACUUUGCCGAGAAGGAAUGGAACUUCAUCCCUGUGACAGAAGAAGGAAUAAAACAUACUACGUGUCACUAUUCCCCGCGGUUGAUUUUUCAUUGAUAACAGAUGAGGAAGAUGUUUUGUGGAACCCUGAGAGGGCAGAGACUGCCCAAGAAAUUGCGGCAAGAGGUGUGAGAUUCUUGAAAUGGUUAUUUACAAGGCCAGAGAAGGAGAUUGCGGUUGUUUCUCAUGGCGUUUUCUUUUAUUAUACAUUAGGAUUAUUUCAAAACGAAUGUGAUGAAGCUGUGAAAAGACAAUUCUCAGGCCGUUUCCACAAUUGUGAGCUCCGUUCGUUUGUUGUGGUGGAGAAGUUCAUAAACAAUCUCGAAGAAAAUCUUCAAAACAAUGGAGCUGGUGAGGAGUAG
Messenger RNA from Arabis nemorensis, 798 nucleotides. NCBI's taxonomy places the organism in Eukaryota, Viridiplantae, Streptophyta, Magnoliopsida, Brassicales, Brassicaceae. The record is from the annotation of a GenBank genome assembly.